Messenger RNA from Aureococcus anophagefferens, 720 nucleotides. RefSeq lists its product as hypothetical. The transcript has a single exon. NCBI's taxonomy places the organism in Eukaryota, Pelagophyceae, Pelagomonadales, Pelagomonadaceae. The annotation marks the transcript as partial. The record is from RefSeq and is a predicted model, not a curated record.
AUGCGCGCGUCGGGCCGAUGGCGCGCCUCCGCGGCGGCGCUGUGCGCCGCGCUGCUGCCGUACGCCUCGCGGAGCGAGAACGUCACGAUCGGCUUCGGCGGCGCCUGGCGGGGCCUCUUCCUGCCGUCGACGGCGUCGGGCGCGCUCCAGGGCGACGCGUCGCUCUGGACGAGCUGCGACGCCUUCGGCGGCUUCGCGCGGCUCUACGGCUACGCCGGCGACGCGCUCGGCGGCGGCCUGCUCGUCGACACGGGCGGCUCCUGGGCCGGCGGCGGCACGCCGUUUCCGGACGUGCUGGCGGACUACGCGGCCCUCUUCGUGCGCGACGGGCCCUACGCCGCGACGUUCCUGAACGCCUACGACUUCUCCUACGGCGACGCGGCCCUCGCGGCCUGGCUCGAGGUCGCGAAUCGCACCUUCGUGCUGUCGAAUCGCGCGGCGUCGCCCGCGCUCGACGGCGCGCCGAUCGCGAGCUACGCCGUCGCGUCGACGACGAGCGGCGUGCGCGUCGGUUUCCUGGGCAUCGCCGAGGCGCGGGUCGACUCCAUCGACGGCGACUACGACCGGUGCCUCGCCGUCGCGGCGCGCGAGCUCGUCGCCGCCGAGGCGCCGGAUCUGGUCGUCCUGGUCACGGACCUCGCCGCCGACGACGCCUGGGACGCGGCCGUCGCGCGGACGCCGGGCAUCGACGUCGUGCUGUCGACGACGUGGGGCGACGAC